This is a messenger RNA of Sinocyclocheilus anshuiensis, 969 nucleotides long. Its product is annotated as adhesion G-protein coupled receptor G2-like. Gene Ontology annotation, molecular function: G protein-coupled receptor activity. The transcript is spliced from 6 exons. The coding region runs from base 1 to 969 and encodes 322 amino acids. Gene Ontology annotation, cellular component: plasma membrane. The record is from RefSeq and is a predicted model, not a curated record. Lineage: Eukaryota; Metazoa; Chordata; Actinopteri; Cypriniformes; Cyprinidae. Gene Ontology annotation, biological process: cell surface receptor signaling pathway; adenylate cyclase-activating G protein-coupled receptor signaling pathway.
AUGGUCAUGUCCCUACAAGAAGAACAUGCACCAUCCACGAACGCUUCCUCAGCGUGCUCAAUGCCCAGACACUCUCUGCCAAAAGCAAACGACACAGUGCCACAUCUGGAAUCAUUGACCUUAAUUUCUUCUGUCGGCUGCGGCAUCUCCAUGUUUUUUAUGGCCAUCGCUUUAUUCAUGCAUUUCCUGCUACGGAAAGCCAAAUCAAAUCAGGCCACGAAGAUCUUGAUGAGCAUGUUUGUGGCUUUGUGUCUACUGAAUGUCUUCUUUUUGUCAAACAAGAGCGUUGCUAACACAGGAGACAACGCUGCGUGCGUCUUCAUAGCACUGGUGCUGCAUUACUCCAUGCUGGCCUCAUUCACCUGGUUCUUCAUUCAAGCUCUUCAUAUGUACUUAUGGCUCAUCAGACAGAACGUCACCAUCACAAACUACAUGAGGAAGAUCACCGUGUUAGGCUGGGUGUGUCCCGCUCCGAUAGUCGUAGUUAUCGUUUCUGUAGGAGGAUAUGAAGCAGUGACCCUAAACACGACGUCUGGAAAAAUCACACGAAUGUGCUGGAUUACAAAUUCUUACAUUCAUUAUAUGAACAUCGGCUACUACGCUUUAGUUUUCGUCUUCACGACAGGAAUCUUCAUCAUGAUGGUCACUAAGGUUGUUCAGGCCAGAAACAUAAAAGCUGUUGACGGCAAGAGAAAGACGUUCAGAAAGCAGCUGAUGAUGGUGUUGAGUUUGUUCCUGCUCUUCGGUCUGACGUGGUCUGUGGCGGUCUUCAGUUAUGGACCGAUGCUCAUUCCCUCAUAUUACAUAUUCACCGUGCUGAACUCAUUACAGGGGUUUUUCCUCUUCCUGUAUUACUACCACAUUCACAAUGACGUUGCGGGUUGCUUCUCUGAUGAUCCAGAAAGCACCGACUCCAGCACAACCAUCACUCAAUCCAGCAUUAAUGCUGUGGAAAAUAUUUAUAACUAG